Molecule: messenger RNA, 1792 nt
Organism: Saimiri boliviensis boliviensis (Bolivian squirrel monkey)
Lineage: Eukaryota; Metazoa; Chordata; Mammalia; Primates; Cebidae
Gene: TFB2M
Product: transcription factor B2, mitochondrial
Biological process (GO): rRNA methylation; transcription initiation at mitochondrial promoter
Cellular component (GO): mitochondrial matrix
Molecular function (GO): rRNA (adenine-N6,N6-)-dimethyltransferase activity; mitochondrial transcription factor activity
Source: RefSeq, a predicted model, not a curated record
GCUGAGACGGGACGGAAGCGGAAGUGAGGGAGAAAAGCCCGAAGCCUCCGCUGUUCGCAUGCGCAGGUUAUAGUGUUUACUUCCGCCUGCGAGGCCUGGACGCGAGGAAGUCUUCCACGUGGGAUACCCUGCGAGGGGUUUGGUGUAGUCGCGACCCUGGGCGAUCCUCGCAGCGGGCCUGAGAGGCAAGAACAUGUGGAUCCCAGUGGCCGGGCUUCCUCGGCGGCUGACGCUCACCUCUUUGGUGGGCGCUGGUCGCUUUUGCAUUUUAGGGGCCGGAGCGGCGACGCGAAAGCCCUUGCAGGCGAGGAACCGCCGUGGCCUGUCUGACUACGCUCCGCAGCUGUGUCUCAAUCCCUAUUUCAGGAAGUCGCCCCGGCCGGUGAUGCGUAAGUCCACCUUAGACGUUAACCGUUACAUAACUAAUCGGAGAUUGGCCGAGACCAUGGCGCAGAUCGUAUGCGGAAAAGAAACAACACCUCCACAUCUAUUUCUGGAAUGCAGUGCAGGUCCUGGAAUCCUGACUCAGGCAUUACUUGAAGUUGGUGCCAAGGUGGUUGCCCUUGAAAGUAACAAAACUUUUAUUCCACAUUUGGAGUCUCUAGGAAAAAAUCAGGGUAAAAAACUACGAGUGAUUUACUGUGACUUUUUUAAAAUGGAUCCUAAAGGUGGUGGAGAAGUAAAACUACCCGCUAUGGCUUCACAGGACCUUUUUCAGACUUUGGGAAUAGAAGCGGUUCCUUGGAAAGAAGGUAUCCCUUUAAAAGUAAUUGGAGUGUUGCCAAUUAGGAGUGAAAGGAAGAUACUUUGGAAACUUAUACAUAACUUAUAUUCCUGUACUUCUCUAUAUAAAUAUGGACGAAUAGAACUAAAUGUGCUUAUUUCUGAAAAAGAAUUCCAGAAACUAAUGGCAGAUCCCAGAAAUCCAGACUUGUAUCAGGUAUUAAGUGUUCUCUGGCAAAUAGCUUGUAACAUUAAGGUUCUGCACAAGGAAUUAUUAGAACCAUCACAAGAAAAGCUGUAUUUUAUUCAAAUUACUCCUUGUAAAGAUUUAUUUACAGAGAACUUAACACCUUUGAGCUAUCAAGUAUUUAUUCACAUGGUAAAGCACUGUUUUGGGAAACGCAAAUGCCCUAUAAUAGACCACUUACGUUCACUGACUCCACUUGAUGCAGAAGAUAUAUUGAGGCAAAUAGGAAAAACGAAAGAAGAUAAAGUAACUAACUGGUACCCUCAAGACUUCAAACGACUUUUUGAAACUAUACAGUCUUCCAAAGGUUAUGCUUAUAAAUGGCUAUAUGAUGACGGGCUGGAAGGCAGAUAUAACGACUAGACUGUCAAGACAUUGGGUGGAGCAGUUUAUUUAUUUGGAGACCAUGACUUGAAAACCAAAUUCGAAAAACUCACGUCCUUUCAGCAAAAGACAACCGUUCUUGUUCUGCACAGCCAGACAGAUCAUUUCUUCUGAGGUUGAUAUCAUUGGCAUAUUGGAUGAAAUAGUAGCUGCUGUUUUCUUCACAACUGAAUAAAUGAAAACUUGAAUUAAUUGGCUUUGAUCAGAUUGAGUUCAUUUUCUGUCAGAUUCCUAUUUUAAUAUUUCAGUACUGCUGACUUUCGCAUCUUCAGGAGCAAGAGUCUGCACAUUGUUAAGCUUAGAAAGUAAACAAAGCUGAUGUACUGAUUUGCUUUACCUUUCAGUUUGUUGACAUGUAUUGUCAAGUGCUGUACAAUGGAAUUGUUUAAAUUUUAAUAUGAUUUAAACUUUUUUAGGAAUUAAAAUAUUUUAAAUAAG